CAAAAAUAAAGAACAUCUGACACUACUUUAUAAUGACGCAAACUAGCAGGCUCAAUGGUACAUCAAACACCAAGGAACUGGAAUCACAUCCCUCCAAAGCUACAGUAGAGCAAAGCUACGAUUCUAUUGCACAACAGUAUCUAGACUGGACAAUAUCCACACCCUCACCCCGAGUCUCAUGACUUCAAAAGGUCCUCUCGCGAAUCCCCGCAAAUGCCAGCGUCCUCGAACUCGGCUGUGGAGCAGGUGUGCCUGGCACACAACUUAUUCUUGAGCAUUGCUCAACUGGUUCUGUCACGGGCGUCGAUAUAUCUGCUGCUCAGCUUGAACUAGCUCAAAAACAAGUCCCAGGAGCGAAACUUGUUAAGAGCGAUAUGAUGGAUUUGAGGUUCGAGGCAGCAAGCCUUGAUGCUGUGGUGGGCUUUUACUCGCUUAUCCAUCUGCCAAGAGAGGAGCAAGGUGUGCUUUUGAAGAGGAUCUGGGAGUGGUUGAAAGAUGGAGGACUUUUGUUAGUUAAUCUCUCUGUAGGAGAUUCAGAGGAAAUGUCAAAUGGUGAUUGGUUGGGCAGUGGAAAGAAGAUGUUUUGGAGCGCUUGGGAUGAGAAGGGUAACACGGAAAUGAUCAAAAGAGCUGGUUUCAAAGUACUAGAAGGAGAGGUCAUUAGCGAUACAGAGGACGGUAGAGAGGUGAAAUUCCACUGGCUUUUGACUAGUAAGGGUGGUGGUUGCAGACCCGAGACAAUUGACGAGCGAGGAGUUCAAUGGAAAGUCUAGACAACGAAUAUCAUGAAAAAUGUUUUCAAAUACUUUGCUGAAUGUGUU
Molecule: messenger RNA, 821 nt
Organism: Mollisia scopiformis
Lineage: Eukaryota; Fungi; Ascomycota; Leotiomycetes; Helotiales; Mollisiaceae
Exons: 1
Coding region: 378-773 (131 amino acids)
Source: RefSeq, a predicted model, not a curated record